This is a messenger RNA of Blumeria graminis f. sp. triticale, 3147 nucleotides long. The record is from the annotation of a GenBank genome assembly. NCBI's taxonomy places the organism in Eukaryota, Fungi, Ascomycota, Leotiomycetes, Helotiales, Erysiphaceae.
AUGAAGUUCAUUAAACCUGCCUGGCUUACCCACAGUGGGGAACAAAAAGAUUUUGAAGUGUAUAGCUGUCAUGUCUCACCUGAUGGAAGCCGUCUUGCUACCGCUGCUGGAGAUGGUCACGUUCGGAUAUGGUCAAUUGAAGCAAUCCUACAGGCUGGUGAUCCAGAAUUCUUCAAGCCAAAACAACUAUGCCACAUGAGCUACCACUCUGGGACUAUUCACACCGUCCGAUUCUCCCCGAAUGAGCGAUGGCUAGCAUCUGGCGCUGAUGAUAAGAUCAUAUGCAUCUAUCACCUCGAAGCCAAUCCUCCUGCUCAUUCCGCGACACUUGGAACGAAUGAGCCCCCCCCGGCUGAGAACUGGAAGAUAACGAAGCGCUUGAUAGGUCACGAAAAUGACGUACAGGAUUUGGGCUGGUCCUACGAUUCGUCAAUUCUAGUUUCUGUAGGUCUAGACUCAAAGAUUGUUGUUUGGUCUGGGUCUACCUUUGAGAAGCUCAAAACCAUCUCAAUACAUCAAUCUCAUGUUAAAGGAAUAUCAUUUGAUCCGGCCAACAAGUAUUUUGCUACUGCUAGUGAUGAUAGGAGUAUCAAAAUUUUUAGAUUUACUCCACCUACGCCUGGCGCUACAGCUUACGACUCUCUUAAUAACUUUAUACUCGAGCACACUAUUGUUGCACCUUUCAUCUCUUCGCCUUUAACAACAUAUUUUCGAAGAUGUUCUUGGUCGCCAGAUGGAAACCAUAUAGCGGCGGCCAAUGCUGUCAAUGGACCAGUUAGCUCAGUUGCAAUAAUAAAUCGUGGUCAAUGGGAUAGCGAUAUAAAUUUAAUAGGACACGAGGGCCCGACUGAAGUCUGCACAUUUUCUCCCCGUCUCUUUAGUAAGCAUGAAAUAAGCUCUGAGACUACAGAUAACAGUGGUUACAGUACUCAAGCUCUGGUAACAGUAAUUGCAUGCGCCGGCCAGGAUAAAACAUUGAGUAUCUGGAACACUAGCUCUUCACGACCAGUAAUAGUAUGUCAGGAUCUAGCGGGAAAAUCAAUCUCAGACCUCGCAUGGACUCCAGAUGGACUUACAAUAUUUGCAUCUAGCUUGGAUGGGAGUAUAGUUGCUCUAGAAUUCGAAAAAGGUGAAUUGGGAUUUAUUGCGCCUUGGACAGAAAACGACAAAGCUCUACAGAAGUUCGGUGUCGGGCGACGGGGCGUUGGAGUUGUUGAAGAUGUAGCAGGUCUCCGCCUUGAAGAAAAAAGCAAAGCAGGUGAGCUAAAAGGUGCGGAAGGUAGGAUGGGAGCUCUAAUGGGCGACGCUAGCUCGGCCUCCUCAUCAGCUUUAAAUAACAACAAUGAAACAAAUACACCAAUGACUGGCUUGAUAUCUAACGCCCCUACCUCAGUUAAUGGCACUGCCCCUAAAGAGGUUGCUGGACCAACAACUCAAGAUCCAAACGCUGCAAAAUUGGAAGCCAUGAAGCAGAGAGUCACUAUAACGAAAGAGGGUAAGAAAAGAGUAGCACCACUGCUUGUAUCUUCCUCGGGGACUGGUCUCUCAUCUCUACCUCAGUCUCAACUUAUGGCAGCAAACCUGAAAAACUCUCAAGACGAUAACCCUAGAUCCAUUCUAGAUCUCUCGAAACCAUAUGAUGGUCUUCCAAGAGGUGGGUUGGCAGCCUUAUUAUUAGGUAAUAAACGAAAAGCUGUAACCCUUGAGGAUCAAGAAGAGGAAGAACUUAUUAGUAAACAACCGACCCUAUCAUCUGGGCCGGUAGCAAUAUUAACCAAUGGAGUCAAUGGUGCAGAGCCAGCUGUCCCAGUGCCACCAAUCACUGGUAUUGAAGUAACACCUGAAUUUAUUCGACCGGCAGUUAUCAAUCCAGUGCUUUCUGUCAGUCAAACUCGCCUAGCCGUACCUAAAAUUAGAAGUCAUAUCCUUCGAUCUCUAGAUCGGGGUACUAUGCCUCCAUCAAAAUCAAGUGAAAAUGGAACCAAUGGCGCAAGCGGUAUAGACGAGUCAGCAAAAGUCAGUGAGGACAUCAUAUUUGAGGCCCAAAACCCGGCGACAAUGCCCAGCCAAGUAAGGGAUCCGUCCCGCAUCACAGCUACCAAAAGAGGGACUUUACUUUGGCAGGACUUCUUACCAAGAGCUAUUGUUAUCGUUACCGGGAACAAAUUUUUUUGGGCGGCAGCUUGUGAAGACGGUAGUGUGUAUACUUGGACUCCCGCUGGUAGGAGGAUUUUAAAUGGUCUAAUUUUAGAGGCUCAGCCAGUUAUAUUGGAAUGUCGCGGCUACUGGUUACUCGCGAUUACAGCUGUAGGAAUGUGCUAUGUAUGGAAUCUGAAAACAGUUUCUUCACCACACCCUCCCAUUUCUCUCGCUCCUAUCCUUGAGAUUGCAAUGCACACGCUGGGAACUCAUACGACAAGUGCACCUGGGGUGACUUCGGCCCAUUUGAACUCGAACGGUAACAUUAUUGUCACCCUAAGUAACGGCGACGGGUUCCUUUAUUCCCCAACGCUCUAUGUCUGGCAAAAAUUAUCAGAAGCUUGGUGGGCAGUUGGCAGUCAGUACUGGAACACCAAUGAUUCAUCGAUUAGCAGUCUUAGCUCUAAGGCGGUCGGGCCAGAGUCUCGCCUCAACGGCGAAGUAAAUUCCUCUAAAAUUUCAGCGGGAAUUAUCCCACAUUUAGAGCGGCACACUACCAGUGAAGUCUUGCUCAAGGGCCGAGCUUAUAACUUACAAAGACUAAUAAAGUCGCUGCUCGCGAAAGAAGGGUUUGAAGGGUUUGAAUCUGGAGUAAGUAUUGCUCAUUUAGAAAAUCGCGUUGCCGCAACUCUCCAAUUGAACGCCAAGGAUGAGUUUAGGAUAUAUCUUUUCAUGUAUGCAAAGCGUCUUGGCGCAGAAGGGCUCAAGAAUAAGAUUGAGGAAUUGUUGCGUACAAUCAUGGGAGGUAUGUUACAGGAGACACCUGUAAUAGGUAAUUAUGACCAGGGACGUGGUUGGAUGAGCGAAGACGGUCUCUUAUGUGGUUGGGAUCGAAAAGAAAUCCUCAAAGAAGUUGUAUUAAUACUUGGGCGCUUUCGAGAUCUGCAAAGGCUGACAGUGCAGUAUGCAAGGGUUCUUGGCUUAGAUAAUGAAGAGAUGAGCACAUAA